AUGGAACAUCUACCCCGGAUCGCGCCAUCGCUUCGCAGCGUUGAGUAUACCUUCCCUUGGUCGCUGAUUCUCUUCCUGCAGAGCACACCGUCAAAAAAUGUGUUGAGCGCUUUCCAGGCCGACUGCGAGAGUCGCGGUGUGGCCUGGUGCAGCGCUGAGGCCCAGAAGCUCGCUGUGGAGUGGUUUGUGCAGCACCCCGUUGUGAAGAAGUACCCUCCACGUCGUCGUAUGGUGCGAGCCUUGCUCAAGGCGUACAUCACCUCUGUGGAGGAGCAGUGUGCUGCAAACUACGCGCUGCUGCCCACACCGAGCGAGGACCCCGUGCAGGUGGAGUUACUCGAGGAGUUCAUUCGGCUGAGCGUUCUCGGGGAUGGCAGUGAGCCGGAACUUUGCUUCAAGACGUUCUACAAUCCGUUUGUUAGUGCGCCAGAUACCCCUUUCAUCCCGAGCGCGCCUGCUGCCCCUGCACCACCACUCGCUGGUCCGUCCAUGCCACUGUCUGCGAUCCCGACGGUGGCGAACUCAUCGCCGUCCCAGGCGCACCCUGUCUCUCCUGGUGCUUCACCACAUUCCUCGCUGCCGCCUGAGAUGCACACGAACAGCGCUCCGCAGUCUACGCACCCCCAUAGCGAACCCGCCCAUGUCCUUUCGCCCAGUUCUCUGCCACCGUGUAUCGUACACAGUGAUUGGUCGGAGGAGCUUCUGCCCUUGGCGUCUGUGCGCUCUCCCCCCACAUCGCCGUCGAAGCGGUUGCCGGGACAUCACCAGCAACCGCUGUCAUUGCACUCAUCACCACAAACGCCAGCCUCUGAUGCCGCUACUACUGCCACUGCGAGGGUGCUUGACCAGUUCAGCGCCAUUCGUGUCUCCAGCGAGCAGUUCUCCAACGUGGGGCUCUCUCUCUGGCCAGCAGCCUUCGUCAUGGUUCAGCUGCUCACCCAGGAACUGGAAGGGCAGACGCACAUGCUGGCGGACGUUCUCGGCCUCCCGCGCGCAAGCAGUGGAAUGAGCAGAAGUGAGUCCUCGGCGCCGCUCCUGACAGCUCCAAACGGCCUGCACCCACUCACCAUGCCGGCCUCAGUGUCGCCAAGUCCUCUGCCAAACCGAAGUCUGUGCAGCAACAGCAGCGUAACGAAACAUUACAGCAGCCAGCUGCGCAUCGUAGAGCUUGGCGCGGGGGCCUGCCUCACGCCAGUGUAUCUGCACCACAUGGAGGGUUACAAGCAGCACGUCGCGUCCUUCCUCGCCACGGACUACCAGGAGGACAUCGUAGACAACAUGCAUUUCAACAUGGCGGAAAAUGGUAUCCAUCUUGUCUCCGACUCCCUGGCAGCCGAGCGUGGGCUGAAGGGGGAUCAGACGCCACCGCUUCAUCGCGUGGCGCUGCUGGACUGGAUGAAUCACGACGACAACGAGGGUCUGUUCAUGGAGAACGAGGCGGAUGUGAUCCUCGCGGCCGACUGUAUCUACGACGCCGACGUCAUUCCUGCACUAGUCGACACAAUCCACCUGGCCCUUACUGCGCGCGGCAGCGCGUUGCACAUGGCGGACACGCCGCAGCCGUCGUCGUCUGCGAAAGGUGACGGCAGCGCUGCGACAGUCGGCACUCUGCAAAGGCAGCGCUGCUGCAUCGUUGUGCAGACGCAUCGACAAAAUGCCACCAUGCAGAAGUUCUUCUCCGCGGUGCGCACGUUUGGGGAAGUGCGCAGCUACACCCUUGUCCGUCAAGUGGUCGGGUCGCUGCGCCUCAGCGAAGACCACAGCGGUAGCGACGGCGGCUGUGUCCCGCUUGGCGGCUGGGACCGAGAGACGCUGCUGCUCAAUCCUGACCAGAUUGUCUGCGCGUUGAUGCCGGACGUCAUCCUCGAGGACGGGUCUAUGCGCUCUGUUAGCCACCGGCUGCAUAACAGCUGUACAAGCGGGGAGGCCACGACGGCAGCUGACCGAUCCACCUCCUACUCACCGCCUACCACACCGCAUGGCACGUCGCUCGACACGUCGGGAAUCACCAGUGCCAUCAAGGGCCUUCCCACAGCGUUGCAGUCGAGCAAGUCAAACCACAGCGUAGAUUCGCACGUGUCGAUUACUCGUAGCACAUCCUCGGCUGCCACCCCGGAGGCGGUCGAUGCGUUACUCGCGGAUGAAAUGAUUGGCCCCUUCUACACGUCGAUGGCAGGGCUAAUUGGCGUGCACGUCGUUACCUUGAAGCCGAUCAAGGUGGCUCAGUAG
This is a messenger RNA of Leishmania braziliensis MHOM/BR/75/M2904, 2229 nucleotides long. RefSeq lists its product as hypothetical. The record is from RefSeq and is a predicted model, not a curated record. The transcript has a single exon. NCBI's taxonomy places the organism in Eukaryota, Euglenozoa, Kinetoplastea, Trypanosomatida, Trypanosomatidae. Bases 1 to 2229 code for a protein of 742 amino acids.